UACAAAAAAUUUCCGCUCUCUUCUAUGAUAUAGGGUUAUCGGAUUUCCACAUUCUUUAUUUCAGAGUAGCUCAAUGCCAGACCUAGGCAAUAUCUCUCUCUCCCUCACCCGCUGCUCUACUCUAAAGCCUAUCCCUCCUCCUCCUUCUCCUCCUCCUCUUGCUGACACCCAUUUGGAUUUGGAUUUGGAUUUGGACGCCACUCCUCUCUGUUCCGCUUCCGUCAAAACCCUAGUCAAUGACUGCAACUGGGAUGCGAAACUUAAACUUCCUAUCGUUGACUCCUGCAAUGGUGACUCUAUUAGGGUCGUGAGGCGCAGCCGCGGGGUUGCCAAGAAAGGGCCUAGUGGUAAAUGCUUGAAUGAUUACGUUGGGGCUUGGGUCCAGAAGAAGAUGGAUUCUGGCGUCCCGCAGUCUCGAUGCUCUCUUCCUUUUCUGGUUGGAUCAAAGAAAAUUGUUGAGUGUCUUGUUUGCCAUGGCUUUAUCCUCCCUGGGGAAGAGGUAAUAUGCACUGUUCGUAAUUGUGAAGGAGUUUAUCACUUGCUAUGUGCGAAGGAAAAACUAGGUGUCUCAAAUCUUGAAAAAUUUAAGUGUCCACAACAUGCAUGCUUCAUUUGCAAACAAAAACUUCAUUGGCGGUGUGUGAGAUGCUCUAUUGCAUCACAUGAUAAGUGUGGCCCAUGGCCAGAUAAAGUGAUUCAUUUGAUAAAUCAACAAGGACGAGCAGUAUGUUGGAGACAUCCAACUAACUGGCGGUUAGAUAAGAAGCAUAUGCUUCCAACAAGAGAUAUAGAGGAGGUAUUUUGUCGCUUGCCUCUACCUUACAUUGAUGAAGAGUUCAAGAUUGACUUAACAUGGAAAGGUGUGAUGGAGAAUAAACUAGAGCCACCUCCAUAUGUGCAUAUCAGACGGAAUGUUUAUCUGGUCAAGAAAAAGCGUGAUGUUGGUGACAAUGAUGUUGGAUGCACAAAUUGCACUUCUACUUGCUGUGCUGAUUGCGUGUGCAGGGUUCAAUGUAUAAGCUGCUCAAGGGCAUGUCGUUGCCCUGAAAAUUGCACCAACAGGCCAUUUCGCAAAGAAAAAAAGAUCAAGAUUGUCAAGACUGAAUUUUGUGGUUGGGGAGUAGAGGCAGCAGAACCAAUAAGCAAGGGCGAUUUUAUAAUCGAGUAUAUUGGGGAAGUGAUUGAUGAUGCACUGUGCGAACAAAGACUGUGGGACAUGAAAUACAAAGGCGUACAGAAUUUUUACAUGUGUGAAAUCCGAAAAGACUUCACAAUUGAUGCAACUUUUAAGGGGAAUACAUCUCGCUUUCUAAAUCACAGUUGUGAUCCCAACUGCAUCCUGGAAAAGUGGCAGGUUGAAGGAGAGACACGAGUGGGUGUGUUUGCUGCUCGUUCAAUAAAAGUCGGAGAGCCAUUGACGUAUGAUUACAGAUUUGUGCAAUUUGGACCAGAGGUGAAGUGCUAUUGUGGUGCUCCAAAUUGUCAUGGUUACCUUGGAACUCACCUUGGAACUAAAAGAAGGAUUGCUAAGCUAAACUUCUGCUGGGGUGCAAAACGCAGAAGAUCAUCAAGUUCCUGCUUAGCUGUUGUAACCAUAUGAUCCUUACCGGCAACCCAUCUCCAGUGUGCCGCAAAAUGUUGUAUAUUUUCUAUGAUGACGUAUGGACGAGGUGGAAGUAAAACCACCCAAAUCUCAGUGUCAUUGUUAUACCAUUGAAGCCGUAAACAUUCAUAAGAAAAUGUAAUUUUUUCCUGGUUAACGAUUUCUUGGAUUUUCCUUCUAAUUGGUUUUGCAACAUUGUAUAAGAGUGCAUGUAAUUGAUUUCCCCAAGUGGGGUAUUACACAGAUCUUUUUAAAGGCUAAUUCAAGCUUCAGAAGAUUCAAAGCUUCCAAUUGAGCGUUUGAGGUAUGGAAACUCAGCAAUCCCUAACUUAGAUUUCUUUGAGGC
This is a messenger RNA of Manihot esculenta (cassava), 1949 nucleotides long. Its product is annotated as histone-lysine N-methyltransferase ASHR3. Gene Ontology annotation, cellular component: chromatin; nucleus. The coding region runs from base 74 to 1600 and encodes 508 amino acids. The transcript has 11 exons. The record is from RefSeq and is a predicted model, not a curated record. Gene Ontology annotation, molecular function: protein binding; histone H3K36 methyltransferase activity. Gene Ontology annotation, biological process: regulation of DNA-templated transcription. Lineage: Eukaryota; Viridiplantae; Streptophyta; Magnoliopsida; Malpighiales; Euphorbiaceae.